GGUAUCUAGGCCAAAGAUGGCGGACGUUUUAAGUGCAAGUAAGUGAAUUACUGGACAGCUUACGCUGAUCUUCUCAACUAAUAUGGAAGACGAACGGAUCACUGCUCUAAUGAAAUAUGUCCGCGGAGAAAUAAGCUUUGAGCAGUGGAUCGAAACAGGUGGAGGUGGAUCGUGCGAGGCAGAAACGGAGGACAUUGGCCUUCAAGAUGGCGAGGAGGUCGGACGAGGGGAAGAAAGCCAAAUACAAGCAGUGGAGAGUGAAUACAAAAGCGAACCUACUGAGACGAUCACUGUUCUUGUAUCAGAGCCUAUGUUUGCUAAGUUGGCAGAAAUUGGAUCCACAGUAGAACCAACCACAGGUCUCCCAAGUGAACAGCAUCAGGUUUUAGAUGGUGCCCCAGAUAAAGGUUUACCCAAUAUGCAGUUACAGACGGCAUCCCAACCAUCAGUGAGAAUGACAGAUCUUUUGCUUCAAGGAGCUGCUGCAAAAAGUGCUAAGAAACAUGGCGGCACUGGUGUUGAUGAAUUCAUGGAGGAGAUUCCUGUCCAAAAGCGGCGAAGAGCUGGACGUCGUAAAUUGUAUGAGUUACCUCCAAAAUUAAAAAAAACCAUGGGUCAAGCUAAUAUUCUGUGGGCAAGAGGAGAAAUCGAGAAGGCUAAAGGAAUCUGUAUGGAGCUAAUUCGACAAGUUCCAAAGUGUUCAGAACCUUUCCAGACCUUAGGAAUGAUGUAUGAAGAACAGGGAGACCAAGAGAAAGCAUUGCAGUUUUUCCUCAUUGCUGCAUAUCUCAGCAAAUCUGGAGAUUUGGAGGAAUGGGUUAAGCUAGCAAUGAUGUCCCUGGAACAAAAUAACUUGGAUCAGGCAUUAACUUGCUAUAAUCAAGCUCUGAAGCUGGAGCCAACAAAUUUAAAUGUUUUAUGGGACAGAGCAGCUUUGUGCUAUCAAAUGGGAGAUCAAAAGAAAGCUCUGGAAUUUUAUGAAUCUGCUUUAAAGAAUGUUCCUACAGAUGAUGGGGCAAAGUUUGUUGAGUUGUCGUGUGAAAUGGCUAAGUUAUACCAUGAAAACAAGUCUCUGGAUGAGGCUAUCAGAGUAUUGCAGGCUGCACUUUCUAAACAUACUGAUCAUGCAAAUAACCAAGCAAUUAACAUGUUGGCUGACCUUCACAUGACAUCAAAAGAUUACAAGCUUGCCUUUGAGAUGAUUUCAAAGUAUUGUGAUGUCAAACAUGAACUCAUGUCAGAUGACACAGGGGAAUCACCUCUGACGUCAUUUUCACAGUUCAUGAGUCCAACUCAAGAGAGAAACACUUCAAGAUCUCCAAAAAAAGACGGAGAUGAACAGAAACGCAACUAUAUUAUACCUGAAGACCUUCCCAUUGAUCUUCGUGUCAAGUUCGCCGUGUGUCUCAUUCAUCUGAGGCAGUUACAUGCAAUUAAGGAGAUUCUUGCACCGCUGUUUAUGGAGACAGUGGAGUCAGCAGGUGACUUGUAUAUUGAUGUUGCUGAGGCUUAUGCAGAAAAUGGUGAUUGCGAAGAGGCGUUACCGAUCCUUGAUAUGCUGAUAGCGACAAAGAAUUUUUCCCUGACACCAUCAUCCGAAAUCGCACACACCAUCAUCCGAAAUCGCACACACCAUCAUCCGAAAUCGCACACACCAUCAUCCGAAAUCGCACACACCAUCAUCCGAAAUCGCACACACCAUCAUCCGAAAUCGCACACACCAUCAUCCGAAAUCGCACACACCAUCAUCCGAAAUCGCACACACCAUCAUCCGAAAUCGCACACACCAUCAUCCGAAAUCGCACACACCAUCAUCCGAAAUCGCACACACCAUCAUCCGAAAUCGCACACACCAUCAUCCGAAAUCGCACACACCAUCAUCCGAAAUCGCACACACCAUCAUCCGAAAUCGCACACUUUCGCCCCAAAGUGGACUCUAUCGUCUGGAAUCAAUUGUGUGUCCAGCUUUCCUUUUACCCUUAUCCAAAUCUGUUCUUUCGCCGCUUUUCCUUUUAUUGUUUUUUUUGCGACCUUUAAACUCGUAGCUGAUCCUAGAGGAGAGGGGACAGGAGAUUCUGCUGAGGACGAGGUAGCCAUGGAUACGAGUUCUGUGAACUCCGAAUGGACUGAAACAGAGCCUGCAGUACAGCCUCAGGAUUUUCGUUUGCUUUUCCACAAGUGUGCAUUGUUACACUCACAGAGUCGCAUGAAUGAAUUUUUGGAGGCAGGAUUAGAGAUGUUUCGUUUGUUUUUCAUCGAUGUGUAUUACAUUAAAGAUCUAACAGACAUGGCCUUGAAGUCAAGUAAAUUUAGAAGGGAAUUAAAGCAAAAGGAAGCGUUUGAACAGGACGAGUCGCGGUACCGCGCAAGUGUCGCGGCCUGUAGUCGAGGGGACACUGGACUGAGAAUUGAGGAGUGGUGGGAAAUGUUUAAAAAUGUUGUAUCAAAUCUAAGUGGCCUCAAGCGGCACUCUGAGGCACAGCAUAUGGUGUUGUGUGCGCUGGCCUCUGAUCGCUUCUCCGACUCUUAUCAGACAGAACUGGUCUUCAUGAGUAUUGUAGCGUUUUACCUCAACAGAGAGUACAAAGUAGCCUUUGACGCAACAAAACUACUCAUUGCGAGGGACAAAAAGAAUCCAGUCUUAUGGAAUAUACUUUCUCGAAUUACCGCCAGAUCUGGGGACAGCAGACAUCAGCGCUAUGUUUUGAGGCUUUUAAUUAAAACUCCUGAUGAGUUUCCAUUAGUUAUGUUCAGCGGUCAUAAUGCUCUGGUUAGCGGAAGUUACCGAUUCGCAGUAGGCGAAUACGUUCGAGCUUUCCGCCAAACCCCAGAGGAUCCACUGAUCUCGCUAUGCUUAGGCCUGCAGUACAUUCACUUAGCUUGCCAGCGAUUUCCUAGAAACCGACACUUUUCUGUUGUGCAGGGUAUCAUCUUUCUUUUUCAAUAUCUCGGUCUUCGGGGCGAAUGUCAAGAGGCGUUUUACAACAUUGCACGUGCUUUUCAUCAGAUUGGUCUUCUUCAGUUCGCUGUCCACUACUACAACAAAGCUUUGGAAUUCCCUUUGCACGAGGCCUCCAAAACCGACGGGAGUAACCCUGUCAAGUUUUCAGAAAAGCACGAUCUCCAUAGAGAAGCAGCGUUUAAUUUGUCUUUGAUAUAUCGAGCAAGUGGAAACGAGAUCAUGGCCAAAGAAUUGUUAAUGAGUCAUUGUUGGGUGUGAAGGACCAUUUCGAUAAACUUACUGCUCGUUGUGGGAGAUGUGAUGGCCGAUCAGAUAACACGCCGGUUCCAGUUCGAGAGGCGUGGGUUCGAGACCUAGUGGAGAGCAUUGUGGUUGUGAGCAAUACUCGCUCCAUGCCUAUCUCCACCUAGGAGUGUUAAAUGAGACUGGUGAACUGUCAGGGAAGAUGAUUAUUUUCUGGAUGGUAGCCUUUGAUGAAUCACCAAUGGAGUCAAAGGCAAGCUCUGUAGCCUGGUGAACCAUGUGCCUCUAGUGCGGACCAAUGUUCGUGCGAUAAAAACUUGUAUCACAAAAAAUAUAUUUAUACUUAAAUAUGUAUUUUAUAUUAUAGAUAUUUGUACAUAAACGAAUACGGCAUUAGAAAUAGAGAAAACGCCGUAGACCAAGCAAAAUAUUAUUUAAAAUGAAAUUUUUAGUGCUUGUCUCAAUUUUCCAAGUUGUUGUCUCUUCGUGUAAGAGCACUGUAAGCAAAGGGAGGUCCAUUUUCUUUGCCAUCAAUCAAUGUUUUUAAAGUACUUUUGAUCCAUAACUACAUAAGGGGAUCAAAAGAACACUGUUCUGUUUCAGACUUGCUUUGAGCAUCUAGAGUGGGCUUGCGUUUUCUAGAAUGUUCCUCAUCCAAGCUUCUUUAAACUGUGCGUAGACGAAAAAUGUAGUUUGCCCAAAGCGCGAGAAACUGGGCGCGAGCGGGUGACUGAAGAAGAGGCAGCUUUUUUUCAAUACAGUUCAAUUAGUUCUACAUGAAGAUGUGUGUUCAUAUGAUGAUUGCCAUUCUAGGUAUAAGCUGAUAUGCUACGAAUUUUUAAUUCUUACUCAGCUUUUGUACCAGAUUUCUCGUCCUUAUUCUGAUGAACACGUGUAAAGUAGAACUUCUGUUUAAUAAAUAGACAAAGGGUUGAACUGUUUUUCUGCUUUUGCAAAACAUUUAUCUCACGUAUUAGAAUUCAAUUACAACAUUACUUCCCGUGUUUAAAUACUGGGAAAUAAAAAACGCCAGAGCGAAUAUUUAACUUGGGCAUAAAACUUGAUAAAAACAUACUUCCCCAGCUCGCUCCAUAAAAUCACAAAUGAAUAUGCUUCCUUUACAAGAAAGCAAUAUAUAAUUUAUAAUAUAUAUUAUAUAAUAUAAUAAUAUAUGAUAUAAAUCUGACUUCUGCGGUCUUUGUUGAGUGUUCUAGAAAAUGCGAUCUUGAAGUGGAAAAUGAUAUUUCAAAAACUAAACAUUUCAUUUGUGAAAUGAUGCCAAUUCAUUAUCUUAUUCGUAAAGGAAACUUUUUCUUAUCACACUGAAGUUAAACAAAUGAGUCAUUCAUCACAGCUUAUUCUGUGUUACUUCCUCGUUUUACUUCGUUUAAUUUGCUGCCUCAUCCGUCAAUUUCAAACCUGCUUGAUUUAAAUCUGUCGGCGCGUGAACUCUUAAUUAAAAAUCAAAGAACUGGACUUGUGCACCUUUACAAAAGUUUUUUUAUUUGCAACUCAGUUUUUUUAAAAGCUGUUGAAAGCAUAAUGAAUAAACAUUGCUUUUGACAUGAUCGAGAAAUGGUAAGGCAAAUUACAUUCGGUUUCAUGAGGAACGAUUUCUCCUUCAUCCUGAAAAAAGUACUGCGUUGUCAUUUGUGAAAAAGGAAGAGAAGAGUUUAAGUGUAAAUGUAUAUAUUUUAUUCACUGAGAGUUUUUGUAACUUAAUCCACAGUAGUUUCAAAGUUAACUGGUUGUCUUUAAUAAAUGACUACGAGUUUAGUCAA
This is a messenger RNA of Stylophora pistillata, 4986 nucleotides long. RefSeq names its product general transcription factor 3C polypeptide 3. The record is from RefSeq and is a predicted model, not a curated record. Gene Ontology annotation, biological process: transcription by RNA polymerase III. Gene Ontology annotation, cellular component: transcription factor TFIIIC complex. Gene Ontology annotation, molecular function: protein binding. Lineage: Eukaryota; Metazoa; Cnidaria; Anthozoa; Scleractinia; Pocilloporidae.